CAGGAGAGCAAGGAUGGGAAUUUGGCACUCCUUUGUUGAUCGAUGAAUGGUGUGAUUGAUUGACCGCUGAUGUGACUGUAUAAAUAGAGAGAUACGUAGCUGCAGUGGAAGAGGGAGAAGAGCACAGGACUGAGCUGAGGGGAACACGGGAUUCUCGGCAGCAUGCUCUCGCGGGGGAUCUAUGACUCUACCAAAUUGCCUGUGGUACCAAAUGUGGGGGAGGGGAGGGAGGGGUGGGGGGGGCUAGAGUCUAGAGGUGGGGGAAAGAGGAGGGAAGAAUUGACGACGCAUGGUCAUCGUCACUGCUAUUCUGCUGCAACUGCGAAUCGACCCCUCAGAAGCAAAACGGUGCUUCUGGCGGCGAACCAGCAUGGGAAGCGCGAGGCUUUGUCACAUGAUCGAUGCUUUUGUGGUGUCUGCGGUGCCGUCUGGAACCAGAGGCGCUCCUCCAUAUCCAGAGCUCAGAGUCAUGGUCCUCUCCGAAGAGGAAACAAUGGCGGUCUCACGGAGUGUGAGGUAGGUGCACUGCGACAAAGAGAGAAGCAGAUGAUCUCCUCCCUCCAGCGAGUGUGCAGGGGAUCAAGUCUCACUCGUACAAACAUCGUGGGUCAGCUUCGUCAGAAAGGGAAUGUGUCUGACGUUGGCCUGUACCGCCCUUUGCAGGUUACGAGGGUUGAUAGGCGCGGGCGCUCCGUCUCUGUGGCAGAUGGGAGGGUAAGGUGUUCGGCAUUGGCCGUGGAACAUGCACAUGGCGAGGGAUUGAAUGAAAGGGGAAGUAUAUGGGUUGGCACUUCCUCGGUGGAGGCCGGACAGUCCAAUGGAUGCUUGUACAUGGAAGAAGAUUGUGGAGAUGGCGGGGACUCUGACGGUGGUCAUGGAGGUGGGGAGGGGGGUUCGUUUGACGGUAGUUCGCAUGGUGAUGAGGGGGGAGGGGAGGAAAGGGAGGGAGAAUGGGUGCAAGCGGUCAUGGGUAAUGCCUUUAAGUUUCUACGGGAAUCCCCGCGACAGCUGCCGCUCCUAAUGAGUGGGAAGAGGAGCACAAAGCAAAUCACGCAGCAACCGUGGUUGACUCUGCAUGCCAAAUACAUGGGAUCUGUCUUAGCCAUUGCUGCUUCUAUGUUUGGGUUGGCAGUGUUGCCGACUGCGAUCGCUCUGACAGCUAUACCCGUUCCCCUCACACCCAAGACUCUGCCUCAUCACCAUGCGACGGAUGACGUCAUAAACACCGCCGUCCCUGCAUUUGACGAGGAGGAAGAGGGAACAGAUCUUAGUGACAGGGAGAAUGACAGUCCUGUUGAAGACAAGAUUCAAGAAGCACUCUUGUCGACAAACGGAUUGACAGCGAUGACUGGAAACACCCACAGUGGUCUGCGUGGGGUCAAAGGGUAUCACUCUGCGGUCGAACGGGAAGGAGGUGGUGAUCAGGAGGGUGUCAAUGCGGAUAAGAACGUGGAUAGCGCCGAAGGGGAGAAGAUUCCAGGCGGCGUAGUGUGGGAAAUUCAGGGUAACAUGUGGCGCCGACUUGUCGCCGCCAAGGAUGACACAUUCGUCGUCGAUCGGACGCUGAAGGCGGGGGCGGCUUCUGCGGAGCUGACCUGCGAAAGCAUGGAGAAGUUUAUGCGAGCAGAGGAGGAAGAGUCUUCCAAAGUAGGGCAGGAAAAGACAGGACAGAAGGCAGAUCGACGUAACGGGGACUCGUCGGGGCCUCUUCCCUUGGAUGAUGAUGGGUUGAUUGCUUUCGUGAGGCACGAGUUUCGGAAGGGCAUUGAAUGGGCGGUGGAGGGUUUAAAAGGGGUCAUGCUGCCGGAGGGAUUCCCGCAGAGUGUCAGUGAUGAUUACGUGGCACACACGCAGUGGAGGAUGGGACAGGUUGCCGCCAGCCAGGUGAACUUUGUGCUCUGCACGCAGGCGCUACUCUACGCUGUCGGACUGGGUAAAGGCGCAAUUCCCACUGCAGCUGCCAUCAACUGGGUGCUGAAGGACGGAGUCGGCUUCCUGAGCAAGCUGAUCCUGACGAAAUAUGGCCGCGACUUCGAUGAAAACCCCAAGUCGUGGAGGUUUUUGGCCGACUUCGGAGAGAACAUUGCCUAUGGGUUGGAACUGAUGACACCGACGUUUCCGCAUCUGUUUGUGUUCCUCGGUGCUGGUGCUGGAGCAGUUCGCGCUUCGUCGGGGCUCAUACAGGCCGCCACAAGGGGUUGCUUCAAUGCCAGCUUUGCGGCUCAGCGAAAUUUUGCUGACGUUGUCGCUAAAGGAGAAGCACAGGGCAUGGUUAGCAAAUGGGUUGGAAUUGCGAUUGGAAUUGCGGUGUCCAGUAAAGUGGGCAAUCGAGGUCCAGCGCUGUGGGCGACAUAUCUGACGAUCUGUGCUCUUCAUCUUUACUGCAACAUGAAGUCUUAUCAAACUGUCCACCUUCGUACGCUGAAUCCGUACCGCGCUGCACUUGCAUUUUCGCAUUAUCUUCACACUGGCCAAAUGCCUGGCACGAAAGAAGUCAACAGGGAGGAGCCUUUGCUUCCGAAAGUCAGUUUCUUAGAACGGUUCUCGAAUGUGCGAUCGGUCGGUUCCACGCUGACGGGCAACGGCGUUACUUCAGACGCGUCAGUAAACAUGCUGCGUGGGAUGAUGGCAACUAGUGCUGGAGAGGUUUGUGAUCUUGCGAAGGCGGAGGCGUAUGAUUUCCGGGACCGUCUGGAGGUUGGAUGCCGGUUGGAUUCCAUCGUCAAGUCCAGCGAGGAGGUGGAAGCCCUUAUGCGUCUUUAUGAUGGAGAAAAGUAUAUAUUAUCGAAGAAAGACGACACAAUUAAGGUGGUCGUGUUCGAAUCGGCUACGCCCAAGGACCUUCUGAAAGCUGCUUUGCAAGCAAGUUACAUUCAACAUGUCUGUUUCCAAAGCAAUAUCUGCAGAAGUGGUGUGGCUGCGAUGACGGGCCCUUCUCGCCCCUGCCACUCUCCUUCUUUUCCAGUAGAGCCUAUGAUGCCCAAGGAUGCGGAUGAUCUCAGCUCGGCAGACACGGCCGCGGAUCUCCGUGUCAGAGAGAAUCCGGUGACUCCUGACAGUGCGCACGAGGACGAGAGCCAUUGCGCGUCCGCCCUUACAGCCGAUAGCAGCCACGAUACAGGAAAUGGCGGAACUGUGAGUGGCCUGCAGCAAUGGAAGAAGUAUUGGCCGACAAAUGCGAAGGAGGGUAUCCCCAAUGGUUGUCGGGAGGGAGGCAUCUUGCGGUCAUCUCUGGAGUUCAUGAGGGCAAGUUUUGGAGAAGUAGAGAGACGAUUGAUGGAGGCGGGAUGGGUAGCAGACGGACUGGUGGUGCGGCCUGCUGAGUAUCGAAUACUGCACCUCCGUCUUGGGCUCGAUGGCGCAGGCUAGAGCGAUAGAUAGGCCGUUUCAGAAUUGCAGGUCGGGCCGAAUGGGUUGGUUCCAGUUGGCCAGUUGGUUGCUGGAUGUGCCAACCGCUUGUUGGGAUGAGCUUUGUAAAAUCAUAGAUAGGUGGGGUCUCGGAGUCGCAGGUCUGCAAGAAUCCAACUGGCUGCAUGUCUGGAGGAGCAUUGUAGGAUCAUAGAUAGGUGGCUUAGAAUCGCAGGUCUUCUGGACCGGGGAUGGGUUGAGCACAGAUGGCCAGCUGGUUGCCGGAUGCGCGGGCCGUGUAUCUGGAGAGGUGUUGUGGGCAUCAGUGCCAAAGGAUACAACGGAGCGCGGAACACUCCAAUGAGUGUGAUGAUGUGCUGAAAGUUCGACUUUUUGUACAGCGGAAGGUCAAGUCGAGGAUGACCGUUGAUCGAGUAGUCUGUGGAUCAGCAGAUUGAAUCGAAGGGUCUAUGUCAGGUCUUUGGGGGAGUCGCUUGGAGCUACUCGAUAGCGAGCGACAAGUGAAUUCAGCUUUUUGGGA
Messenger RNA from Chara braunii, 3889 nucleotides. NCBI's taxonomy places the organism in Eukaryota, Viridiplantae, Streptophyta, Charophyceae, Charales, Characeae. The record is from the annotation of a GenBank genome assembly.